This is a messenger RNA of Quercus robur (English oak), 1774 nucleotides long. RefSeq names its product sugar transporter ERD6-like 5. Gene Ontology annotation, molecular function: sugar transmembrane transporter activity. The record is from RefSeq and is a predicted model, not a curated record. Gene Ontology annotation, cellular component: membrane. NCBI's taxonomy places the organism in Eukaryota, Viridiplantae, Streptophyta, Magnoliopsida, Fagales, Fagaceae. Bases 154 to 1566 code for a protein of 470 amino acids. The transcript is spliced from 18 exons. Gene Ontology annotation, biological process: carbohydrate transport; transmembrane transport.
GUAUCCAAAUUGUUCAUAUGUCCGCGUCGGUCCAAUAAGCAUACGAAAGCGUUCUGAAUAUAAUUUUUCGGUCCUAAUAAUUUUAAUUCCUAUGAUCUAUCUCACCUAACAAUCUCCAACAGUACUUCUCUCUAUCUCUCCGUUGUAAGAGAAAUGGAGAGAGAUGGCAUGGAAGAAGGACUAUUACAAAGUUCUACAAAUUUCGAAGCCCGGCCCAAUACUGAUGGCGGAGAUAUACCACCAACUGGUGCCUCUGCCACUGCCACACCUGUUGUUGUACUCAGCACCCUUGUCGCACUUUGUGGCUCAUUCUGUACUGGCUGUGCUAUAGGAUAUUCAUCACCUGCUGAAUCUGGAAUCCUAGAAGAUUUGGACAUAUCUGUGGCAGCAUAUUCAGUUUUUGGUUCAUCAUUGACUAUUGGAGGAGUGAUUGGUGGAUUAGUAAGUGGAAGGAUUGCAGACCUUUUUGGUCGGAAAGGUGCAAUGUGGUUCUCUGAAAUCUUCAGCUUGGUAGGGUGGCUCGCCAUUGCAUUUGGAAAGAACAUUUGGUGGCUCGAUCUUGGGAGACUUUCAUUGGGAAUUGGCAUUGGAAUUUUUUGCUAUGUGGUACCUGUAUACAUUGCAGAAGUAACACCUAAAAAUCUUAGGGGACCAUUUGCAUCAGCUAACGAGUUGCUCCUAGCUUGUGGUGUUUCACUAAUGUAUUUCAUCGGAAAUAUCAUUACCUGGCGUACCCUAGCAUUAAUAGGUACUACUCCAUGUCUUGUACAACUAAUGGGAUUAUUCUUCGUUCCAGAGUCUCCUAGAUGGCUGGCAAAAAUUGGCAAAGAAAUAGAGCUUCAAGCAGCUCUACAGUGUCUUAGGGGGAAGAAUUCUGAUAUAUCUCAAGAAGUGGCUGAUAUCAAACAUUAUACAGAAACCUUUGAACGACACUCAAAAACAAGAAUUUUGGACUUAUUCCAGCACAGAUAUUCUCGGUCACUGAUUGUUGGACUUGGGUUGAUGUUACUGCAACAAUUUGGAGGGCCCAAUGCACUUGGUUAUUAUGCAGGUUCUAUAUUUGUAGAUGCUGGUUUUUCAAAAAGUAUUGGGACUUCAUUGCUGGCCCUUGUGAAGAUUCCAGCAGGUAUUGUGAGUGUAAUCUUGACAGAUAAAUCAGGAAGACGACCACUUCUUAUGGUCUCUGCUGGUGGAAUGUUCUUGAGUCGCUUGCUUUUAGGCUUGGCAUUCUGCUUUCAGGACCUCAAUCAGUUGAAGGAGCUCACUCCCAUUUUGGCACUAAUUGGGAUGCUGGGGGAAAGUGUCUUUUUCACAUUAGGCAUGUCAGGAUUACCAUGGGUUAUAAUGGCAGAGAUAUUCCCUAUAAAUGUCAAGGGUACAGCUGGAAGCCUCGUGACUGCUACGAAAUGGGGCUCUUCUUGGAUUGUUACAUACACAUUCAAUUUUAUGAUGGAAUGGAGUAAACCAGAAUGUUUUGGCCAUCCCUACAUUAGGAACAUUUUUCAUGUACGCGGUCAUUUGCGGUUUGACUGUUUUGUUCAUUGCAAAACUGGUACCAGAGACUAAGGGGAGAGCUCUGGAGGAAAUACAAGCAUCAAUUACCCAUUUGCAAUAAGAUAAGGUCCAAGUAACAGUAGUAAAUGAGUCUUAUAUUAACACAUUGUCACAUAAAGUGUAUUAUAAUUUGUAUGUUCUUCCUAUUAGAUGGGAGGAAAAAAUAAAUAUUUGAAACUUUUGGAAGAUACCAGUUUAAAUUUUUGUUUUGAAUGAUCAA